GGGAGAGAGGGCGGGGCCUGACAGCAUUGCUCGGCGGGCGGGGGCGGGACCACGCGAGCAGCCCCCGGGGGCGGGACGGGGUCACGUGUGUACACAGCCCCCGCGGCGUGCGCGCCGUGAGCUCCGCUGCCUCCUGCAAGCCCAGCUGCCCGCCCGCGGCCGGUGCGCGGGCCGCCGCCCAGCGAGCGGAGGCUAACGACGCGUCCAUCCCUGCCUUCCAGCUCGGAGGGCACUGGGCAUGAAGGACUGUUCAGCAGGAGACCACAGCCAAGUCCUCGGAAUGCCAAGGGCAGUGUCUGAGGGAGAGAGAACCACCACCUAUGUGCCCACCAGCCUGCUCAGCUCCAGAGCUGCGAAGCUGGGGUGAGCUGCCAUGUGGAGCUGUGGUCCACUCAACAGCACAGCGUGGGGUGAGGAGCCGCUGUGCCGGAACCUGCGCCUGGGGUUGUGGGUCCUCUCGCUGCUCUACCUGGGGGCAGGUGUCCCUGUGGGAUUAGGCUACAAUGCUCUUCUGGUGCUGGCCAACCUGGCCAGCAAGAACACCAUGACCAUGCCCGAUGUGUACUUUGUGAACAUGGCCGUGGCAGGGCUGGUGCUCACGGCACUGGCGCCUGCGUACCUGCUGGGCCCUGCCCACUCCAGGUGGGCCCUGUGGAGCCUCAGCAGUGAGGCCCAUGUGACACUGCUUAUUCUGUUCAACGUGGCCUCCCUGGUGACCAUGUACUCCACUGCACUUCUGAGCCUUGACUACUACAUUGAGCGUGCCCUGCCACGCACCUACAUGGCCAGUGUGUACAACACCCGGCACGUGUGCGGCUUCGUCUGGGGCGGGGCGGUGCUCACCAGCUUUUCCUCCUUGCUCUUCUACAUCUGCAGUCACGUGUCUUCUAGAAUUGCCGAGUGUGCGCGGAUGCAGAACACGGAGGCAGCUGAUGCCAUCCUUGUCCUCAUCGGCUACGUGGUGCCAGGUCUGGCUGUGUUGUAUGCCCUGGCACUCAUCUUGAGAAUAGGGAAGGAAGAAACGCCCCUGGACCAGGACACCAGCAGGCUGGACCCCUCAGUGCAUAGGCUGCUGGUAGCCACCGUGUGCACACAGUUUGGCCUCUGGACACCUUACUACCUGAGCCUGGGGCACACAGUGCUGACGUCACGAGGGAGGACCGUGGAGGGGCAUUAUCUGGGCAUCCUACAGGUGGCUAAGGACCUGGCCAGAUUCUUGGCCUUCUCAAGCAGCUCCGUGACGCCACUGCUCUACCGUUACAUCAACAAAGCCUUCCCCAGCAAGCUCCGGCGGCUGGUGAAGAAGGUACACUGUGGCCGCCACCACUGCUCCCCCGACCCCGCGGGGAUACAGCAGGUGAUGGCACAGGCGUAGCUAACCCUCCCAGGGCUGAUGUCCUAGGAGAGGGCCUGACCAUGAGGAACACUAAAACUCAACUGGACGCACAGCACUUUGUCCCCCAAGCACAUGGCGCUCCCAACCCAGGAGACACGCCGAAGCCAGAGUAGCGCAGCCGGGCAUUUCUCUUGACAUUUGCUGUGUUUUCCCCUAAAAGGCCAAUCUUGGUCUUAAGCUGCACUGUGGAAAACAGAGGUGCCUUGUGCGAACAGGCUGCUUCUAACUAACCUUCCCACCUUCCUCCUCAAGGUGUGUGCCUUUCUCCCAGGGACAUCUUCAAGGUCAGUGUCCUCAAAAGCAGGCUGACCUUCAGCCUCCCUGGUAUUUGGGCUUUCUAAAUGAAGCAAUGAAAUCUAAAGCCAGUAUUUAUACUUCGUAUUGACAUGACACUUGAUUCUCCUAUUAUUAUUUUUUUAAAUAGAAGUGUUAGAAAGAGACCUGGUAUUAAGAAGAAGGCACCUGAGGGGAGUGUGGCUGUCACUGAUACCAGUGUUACACCUUGAGGACAGAACAGUGUGUCUGACAAGGACAGCUAUGGAGCACUGGCCCUCUCCCUAGCCACACGUAUCUGGCAUCUCUCCUCUACUGAGAGAGGAUCUUAGUAUAGGCCUGUCUUUCCAGUGCUUCAACAUAUGCAUAUACAUAAAUGGAAGAAAAAAAUAUGUGUUCUCUUAGUGCCAAAAGUCUUCCAGAGAUCUGGAUGUGGUAAAGUGUUAGCCAGGCACGGAAGGGAAAGGCAGGAUGGUAUGAGACCAGGCGCUCCAAGAUGACAAGGGACUGGCAUUGAGGAAAGGGCCCUGCUUGGACAGUUUCACACGGCUGUGGGGUGAUACACAAUGAGGCUCACCUCCCACAGGCGUCUGGGUCCAGGCCUCACCCACGUGCCUCUGGGCCACUUACCAUCCUUGUGUUUGGUAAUUAUCUACUCUAUCAUGGGCAAGAAAAGAAUUCCCACCACCAAAUACUCUGGGUUACAUGGCAAGCCCACAGGUCCCUGCUCCCCAGUUCUAAAGAUCUUCAUGUGACCAUCUCACCUCCCUGUCUCUGGAGAAGGCGGGUGUGUGAUCAUACUCAGCGGCCUUCCUGCAGCCCCAUGGCUGACCCUGGCUGCCCGCUGCUCUGAAUCAGUAACUUCAGUUUUAUUUAUUCUAUGCAAACUACAUCUCCUAGGAUGGUGACUGCUCCAGUUAAUUUGCCUUAAGGAGAAUUAGGGAGAAACAUGAGGUCCUCAGCCCUUGCUGUGACCUACUGGGCAUGCUCUUCAUGCAUCUUCAGCCUGACUUGCCCUACCAUUCCCCCAGGUGCAGAGCUCUGAGACUCUAACGGCGCCAGGCUUCCCACCCUGAUGGCCACACUGAACACCUUAAUGCUUGCUGAGGAAACAAGAACCCUCACCAUGAAGGUUCUAGUUCAGCCUGGCCUGCAGGCCAACUGUAAUUCUCCUACAGGUGAGAGCAAGCCCAGGAACUAAGGUCACGUCAAGCCAGAGGCAACCUGAGCUCUGUGGGUCACAGAGGAGACAGGCUUCAGGUGGCAGGGUCCCGGUUUAACAGUCAUUGUCCUAACGACCAUUUUACACCUUUGCUCUAGGCAGAGGUCCACGGGAGGGCGGACCCCAGGUCCAGGAGGGGUUCUAUGCCCUGGAAUCAUCCACCCCAGUCACCCCCAAGCAAGGGGGGAGAGGCCCAAAUCAUGUUCCUUUAUUGCAGUUUCUCAGUGGCCUUAGGUACAAACUGACCAAGGUCUAGAGGACCCUUGAGGGACUGGAAGCCAGGACGAGGACCAUGUGACUGGCGUCAACUGUAAAGCCACUUGUCCUGCAGGGACAAUUCAGUGGAGACCCAGAUGACUACCUGGGUCUUUCUGGUGGAGCCACACAUGGCCAGAGCAGUGGCCAUCUGCAGAGUUGACCCCUUCCUUGGCUGUAGACACCCCUAGACCGAUGCACUCUCCCACCAGGGCCCCAUUCCCACCACCUGCCUCCCUCCUGCCCCAGUUUCCCAUCACAUCCACCCACGCUCAGCAGUCACUGGUACUGGGACAGCGCUGUCUCUGAUCCUGUGCUAAGUUCAUCACGUGUCCCCAGUGUCAGCUUCCCAAUCCUGCCCUGCACCUUACAACCUCCCAAAGUAGGAAAGGACCUAAACCACACAAAGAGGUUACUGCAGUGGUUGUGCGUGUGCGUGUGCGUGUGCACGCGCGCGCGUGCCACUCAGUGAUACUUUCUUGUGUGAGUGUAAGACUCCAGGCAAGACACACAUUUCCCUAAGGCUUGUUAAUUUGGCUGUCGACACUUCUUGAUGGUUUUAAUUUACAAUGAAUGCUCUUAUUUUCAUUAACUCGUAAGAAAGCUUGCCGCAUGUCAUUAUUCAGGAUUUCAGAAAGUGACCUUUUUCUUGGGUUUCCUUCGCAAUGUCACAUGACAUGACAUAGGAAACCAGGCCCACUGCUCACUGGGGCAGGUAUACCCAGGAACCAACAGACACCUGUUUUGUCACAGAAAGCAUUCAGCGAAGGUCAGACCAGAGCAAACUUAUGACCUUAGACUGUGUCUGGUUCUUGGUUUUAAGCCGGUGGGAAGAUGUGGGUAUUCUCACUCCUUUGCUAUGGGAUCCACCCCAGUGGCUGGAUCCAUUUGCCGAAAUUCUGUGAAUGUGAAAAAGAAACUACUGAUGAGAUUCACACUUCUGAAGACUAUUAAAUUAUUUAACACGCA
Messenger RNA from Arvicanthis niloticus (Nile rat), 4115 nucleotides. The record is from RefSeq and is a predicted model, not a curated record. Lineage: Eukaryota; Metazoa; Chordata; Mammalia; Rodentia; Muridae.